AUGGCUGCUGCCAAGUCCAUGUGCCGCUUGUGGCCGGGCGUCACCGUCGCCAGCGUCGCCGUCGUUCUGCUUGCGCUGUGUUUGCUGCAUAGCGUACCACCUGUCUCCGCUGUUGUGACUCGCUCCGUGACGCGGGGAAACGAGACCGUCACCCACCGCACCUUCGUUGUUGCCGCUCUCAGCGACAAAGGCUUUGACUACUUCAACAAGACGCUCGCACCCACGUUCGACGUGUAUCUGAACCGUGUGCUGAGCGAAAAGUACGACGGACUGGUGUCCGUCGUCACGUAUCCAACGCAGUUUAAAGAUCUCAUUGACGAUGGCCUUGACGACAAGUAUGACUUUGCUUUCACCAACCCGGCGCUGUUCACCUGCGUGGAGGCAGAGCUCGGGAUGUCCGCACUGCUUACACUGCGUCGCUUUGAUCUCGGCGAGGAGCUGAGCCAGUUUGGCGGCGUCAUCUUCACACGUGCAGACCGCGACGACAUCAACACCCUGCAUGAUGUGAUCAACAAGCAGGUCGCCGCUGUGUCUUUCAUCACGUUUGGUGGCUUCCAGUCGCAAUGGGGCAAGCUUCGCGCCGCAGGCGUGGACUUUCUCGUCGACACGGAACAGGUCAAGUUCACUGGAGAUGAGAACCUUGUCGUGGAGGAGGUCAUGGAAGGCCGAAGUGACAUUGGCUUCGUCACCACAGGCGUUCUCGAAGCCCAAGUGUUCAAUGGAACGCUGGACCUGAAGCAAGUGAAGAUCCUCGAGGCCGAGAACGUCAUCACAACGGAGGGGAACGUGUUUCCCUUUAUCACAUCAACGGAGGUGCUUUCCCCUGAAUGGGCGUUGGCUGCGCUCCCGACCGUUGACUGGCAGAUUCAAGUGGACGUGAUGGAUGCUCUGAUUGCACUCGAACCAACUUCUGAGUUUGCCAUUCAGGGCCGCUACGCUGCUUGGCAGGCACCACUCUCCUACACCGUCACCCGUGCCCUCCAGGUGUCCCUCGGGGUGAUGUUUGCGGAUGGUCUGGGCUCGUUCUCCUGUGUACGCACCAAGUCCAUCAUUGAGGCCGUCGUGUGCCCGUUUGGAUUUGUCAAGAAGUCUGAUGAGGAAGUUGCCAUGGGCUGUGAGCUCGCAGGCAUCGACUGCAGCGAGGGCUACGACUGCCUGUGCCAGCCGUGCAAGCCAGCGUGCCCGGCCAACGCCCGCCUCCUGAGCACGGGCGACUGCGAGUGUGAGCCUGGCUACGUCCAGCUCGGCACAGCGUGCGCCCCUGUGGCCGUGCUCGUCAUCACCAUCCUCAUCCCGCUCACAGCGUUUAUCGUCGUCAUUGUGCUAGUGGCCAUGCGCUAUCAGCAGAAGAAGGUCGACACGCUGUGGCACAUCCGCCCCUUUGAGCUCAAGUUUGAGGACCCCGUUGACGUGCUUGGCGUGGGCACGUACGGUGUGGUUGUCAAGGCCGAGUACCGUGGCACGUCCGUCGCAGUCAAGCGCGUUGGUCCACCAGACCUCCACCGCAGGCGCACGCACGCCAGCCUGGCCACCCGCGACAAGCAGGGCGUGCUGAGCCCGGCUGUGCUUGCAGGCAUUCGCGCCGCGCAGGGGUCGAGCUCCAACUUCAAGCGCAAGUCCCCAAGGAGCAAGCGCCGUUCAAAGACGUCAAGCACAGUGCUCGGGUCCAUCAAGACGCGAGAGAGGAGAGCCAUGGAGUACAUCGUGGAGGUGUUUGAUGAAGCUGCAGACCAAGCACAGGGCCACCAGUCGACAACCAGGGCCCGGACCACCAAGUCCGGAGAGCAGGGCGGACGCACGCUGUUUGGGCGCAUGCUCGGAAAGGCGAGCACACGCGCCACCCUGAUCAAGAUGAGGGACAACUUCAUUAAGGAGAUGCGCACGCUGUCCAAGCUGCGGCACCCAUGUGUGACGACGGUUAUGGGAGCGGUGAUGAUCAAAGGAUUUGAGCCGAUGAUGGUGAUGGAGCACAUGGACCUGGGAAGCCUCUACUCCAUCCUGCACAACGAAACCAUGGAGCUCGAUGGUGAAACACGGUACCACGUGACGAUCGAUGUUGUCUCUGGCUGCCGGUUCCUGCACUCCAGCGAUCCGCCCCUGAUCCACGGCGACCUCAAGUCCCUCAAUGUCCUCGUCGACUCAAAGUUCCGCGCAAAGGUGUCUGACUUUGGCCUGAGCGAGUCUGGGAGCGGUAAGGCGUGCGGCACCCCGUACUGGAUGGCCCCGGAGGUCCUGCGCGGCGAGCCAACCAGCGUCGCCUCAGACGUCUACUCCUUUGCCAUUAUUCUGUUUGAGAUCUUCAGCCGCAAGGACCCGUACCCGGCAGACACUGAUCUCGAGAACACGUUGAAAGAGGUGAUCAAGCGCAAGCGCCGUCCGCUCGUACCGGCCAACUGCCCCGAUGUCAUUGCGCAGCUGAUGCGGGAGGCGUGGCACCCCGACCCGGAUCGCCGGCCCUCCUUUGACGAGCUGGCCCGCCGCUUUGGGCACAUUGACCCCUCUGAUUGCCGUGUUGAGGAGUACAGCAAGAAGGGCAAGGACUCGAACAAGGUGCUCGAGGACGUCUUCCCGCCACACAUCGCAAAGGCCCUUCGCGAGGGCAAGAAGAUUGAGCCCGAGCACCACGACUGCGUGACCAUCUUCUUCUCGGACAUUGUGGGCUUCACCACCAUCAGCUCCACGCUCAACCCGCAGGACGUCAUGAACAUGCUCGAUCGCCUCUACACCAAACUCGACGCCCUCGCCGACGAGAUGGAGCUCUUCAAGGUCGAGACCAUCGGCGACGCCUACAUGGCAGUGACGAACCUGUUGAAGGAGCAGAAGGACCACGCUGCGCGCAUCGGCCGCUUUGCCGUUGCCGCCAUCAAGGCCGCCAACAGCACGCUGAUCAAGGAGGACGAGCCAGACCUCGGCUGCGUCAACAUCCGCGUUGGCUUCCACUCCGGCCCCGUCGUUGCAAACGUCGUUGGCACGAAGAACCCGCGAUACUGCCUCUUCGGCGACACGGUCAACACGGCGUCGCGAAUGGAGAGCAACAGCGAGAAGAACCGCAUCCACAUGUCUGAGGCCGCGGCGGAGCUGGUGUUGCAGCAGGCGCCAGACAUGCUGCUGGAGCCACGCAAGGCAAUGCACAUCAAGGGCAAGGGCAAGAUGCAGACGUACUUCCUGAUUGCAGACGACAUUGACCACGCCAGCAGCAGCGACACCGCCGCGCUGUUUGAGACGAAGCGCAAGGCGAGCAGUGGCGCCCACGACGCUGCUGACGACAUGGCUGCUGCUGAUGAGACAGUGCUGAGGGAGGCGGAAGAAGAAAGCGACGAGGCGGCAGACACCAUGGCACGCAAUGGUGAUGUUGAUGGCACCACCGAAACGGAAGCACCUGCAACGCCCAAGCGUGGACUGGAGCGCCGGGUCUCGAUUUCAAGCAUUCUGCACGUGAUCGGAGGCAACGACAAGGUCAGCAAUGACAACCCCAGAAGCGAUGCCAGAGACACAUCGCAGCUCGAUGGCAAGGGCGCAUGUGGCCCUUCGCGUUCGUUCUCGCGAACGACGAGCGAUGCCGGCGUCGCGGACAUGGCCGCCCAGUUGCGCGGUAGCGAUGGUGAAGACGACGACGACGACGACGACGAUGGUGAUGGUGCCAGUGUGAAGCUGAACUCAUGGAUGGGCAAAGCAGCGGGAAAGCAUCCGCAGCGCAAUGGCAGCGAUGCUAGCAGCGGCGGCAGCAGCAGCAGCAGCGCAGCGAGCACAAGCAACAACGGGAGCACAAGCGGGUUUGGCUCAGACGACAUUGGCCAGAGCAAGACUGACGCCCAGGGUCACAGGAUGGCAUGGACGGUGCAGGACACAUCGCUCAACGACGCCGACAACAGCGAAGUCCUCAUCUGA
This is a messenger RNA of Salpingoeca rosetta, 3888 nucleotides long. Its product is annotated as TKL/DICTY4 protein kinase. Bases 1 to 3888 code for a protein of 1295 amino acids. The transcript is spliced from 16 exons. Gene Ontology annotation, molecular function: guanylate cyclase activity; protein kinase activity; peptide receptor activity. NCBI's taxonomy places the organism in Eukaryota, Choanoflagellata, Craspedida, Salpingoecidae. Gene Ontology annotation, biological process: protein phosphorylation; cGMP biosynthetic process; intracellular signal transduction. The record is from RefSeq and is a predicted model, not a curated record.